Molecule: messenger RNA, 707 nt
Organism: Nerophis lumbriciformis (worm pipefish)
Lineage: Eukaryota; Metazoa; Chordata; Actinopteri; Syngnathiformes; Syngnathidae
Gene: atp5if1b
Product: ATP synthase inhibitory factor subunit 1b
Biological process (GO): negative regulation of ATP-dependent activity
Cellular component (GO): mitochondrion
Molecular function (GO): ATPase inhibitor activity
Source: RefSeq, a predicted model, not a curated record
CAACAAUGGCGUCGUCCUCUGCUUGUGUUUAUUUGAGGACAAGGGCAAAGGCGCAGCUGCUGUCGUCAUUGUUGUGUUGCACUCUUCAGCUAGCAUGGCGAGGUUUUUGAGGCCUAACAUCCGCGGUUUGCUCAAUUUACAGCAGAGAAUGGCGUCAGAUCAGCUUGGUGAGCUGGGCAAAGGUGCAGGAAAAGGCGGAGGAGCUGGUGGGUCCAUUCGAGAGGCAGGUGGAGCCAUGGGAAAGAAGCAGGCUGCAGAGGAGGAAAUGUACUUCAGGCGCAAGGAGAAAGAGCAGCUGGAUGCACUCAAGCAACACCACCAGGAGGAAAUCGACCACCACAAAAAAGAGAUUGAACGCCUUCAGCGAGAGAUUGACCGCCAUAAGGGAAAGAUCAGGAAGCUGAAGCAUGACGACUAAGAGAAACCUUCAAACAAAUCAAAACCAGUUUCUGCCAGACUACUUUAAUCACCGCUUGCGUCGAAGGAAUUAUAUUGCUCCUUUUUUAAAACACGCAUUUUCUUUUGCAGUAAUGUUGCAUAAACAACCAGGCAGAAUUGUGUGUUGGAUUGUUGCUUGAAUGCCAAAAUGCAAUUAAAAACAGUCACAAAAAUAUUGUUGUUUCCAUGGAACAGUGUGACAUGAUGUAUGAACUGUUGUAUGUUUAUACGGCAAAAAUGGUGUUAUAAAUAAAUAGUGAUAAUGCAAA